AUGCUGACGGUGAAGCUGAAACCGAGGCACCGCCUCUUCUGCUUCAGCGUGAAAGGCCACGUGAAGAUGCUGCGGCUGGAUAUUAUCAACUCAGUGGUUACAGCAGUAUUCAUGGUAGUUAUAUCGGUGUUGGCACUGAUCCCAGAAACCACAACAUAUAUAGUCCUUGGAGGGGAUCUUAUCAACAGUUUCAUUACUGCUGUGUUCCUUUUCGUAGUUGCCAUCUUGGCGAUGGAAGAAAAGGAAAGAAGUCAUUUAUUCUACGUUGGAGGGUCCCUGUGUCUCACAGCGGCAAUUGUGUGUCUCAUCGAUGCGACUGUGGUCACCAAGACGAUGAGGAAUACCAUGAAAAAAGCUCUGGGAAUCAAAACCAAAACCAGUGCCUCCCCCGCCCAGGAACCCAUCUCACCCUCAAGGGUACCCCCAAGGGGAAGCCCAAGGGCACCUACAAGGGCAACCAUGAAGCAACGCGGCCUGUCGGAGCCACCCUCGGAAGCACCCUCUCGGGCACCGUCGCGGGCACCUUCGCAAGCACCAUCGUCUUCUCCCUCCCGCCGCUGA
Delphinapterus leucas (beluga whale) is the source of this 561-nucleotide messenger RNA. The record is from RefSeq and is a predicted model, not a curated record. NCBI's taxonomy places the organism in Eukaryota, Metazoa, Chordata, Mammalia, Artiodactyla, Monodontidae.